Lichtheimia ornata is the source of this 1125-nucleotide messenger RNA. RefSeq lists its product as uncharacterized. Lineage: Eukaryota; Fungi; Mucoromycota; Mucoromycetes; Mucorales; Lichtheimiaceae. The record is from RefSeq and is a predicted model, not a curated record. The transcript is spliced from 6 exons. The coding region runs from base 1 to 1125 and encodes 374 amino acids. Gene Ontology annotation, biological process: intra-Golgi vesicle-mediated transport; endoplasmic reticulum to Golgi vesicle-mediated transport; endocytosis. Gene Ontology annotation, molecular function: GTPase activator activity; metal ion binding. Gene Ontology annotation, cellular component: Golgi apparatus.
AUGUCAACCAGAUACGCUCGGACAGCUGAUAAGGCGUUGAAUGAGAAGCAUUCCAAGAUUCUCAAGGAUCUCUUGAAGAAGCCUGCCAACAAGUAUUGUGCCGAUUGCAAGAGAAAAGAUCCACGGUGGGCAUCCUGGAAUAUCGGUGUCUUUGUUUGUAUUCGAUGCUCUGGUGUUCAUCGCUCGAUGGGAACACAUAUCAGCAAAGUCAAGUCUGUUGAUCUUGAUACAUGGAUACCUGAUCAGGUGGAGAACAUGAUUCGAUGGGGCAAUGAACGUGCAAAUAAAUAUUGGGAAGCCAAUCUCAAGGAUAAGCGUCCAUCCGAAAGCAACAUUGACAUGUGGAUCAGAGCAAAGUAUGAUCAAAAGCGGUGGGCAAUGAGAGGUCCUAUUCCUGAUCCAAGCACUUUAGGUGGAGAUGAUGACGAGGUGAUGGAGUCGGCAAGUAGCACCAGUAAGCCAAGUUCACCUGUCCCUGCUCGACCCAAGCAACAGCAACAACAACCUGCAUCCCCCAAACCACCCAAAUCAUCCGACUUUUCCAACUUGGACGAUUUUCUCGGAUCACCAACAACCAGCAGCUCUACUAGAAAUCAAUCUCCAGUAUCCCAGCUGCAGGGUGCAGACUUCUUUUUCAGCUCGACCCCUAGCAACAAGGCACCCACUACCACCACCACCACUACACCUCCUCCUCCUCAGCAACCAUCCACUCCACCCCAACAACAACAACAGCAACAACCUGUCAAAUCAGCUCAUGAUGAUCUCAAAUCAUCCAUCCUAUCAUUAUACAGCAAACCAUCCCCAGCUCCUUCACCACCCAUGACCAUGAACAAUGGUGGAUACGCAAACAACAUGAACAGCUUCCAACAGCAAUUGUCAGGUUUAUCUCUUGGCACCUCUGGCAUGAUUCCUCAAGCACCUGCCGGACAUUCAUUUAACAAUGGUUGGGGUUCGUUUGCUGACGCCAAUACUUCACCCAUGCAAUCUACAACACAACCCAGUCUUCAAGGCAGCCAAUUUUUUGCUACCAAUGGCAAUACCAAUAACAGCAACAGCAGCAACAACAACACUCCUCCCGCACAAGCAAAGCAGGCUUAUGAUGCAUUUGCCGAUCUUUUGAAAUAG